Varanus komodoensis (Komodo dragon) is the source of this 2878-nucleotide messenger RNA. It is a transcript of the gene RNF13, whose product is annotated as ring finger protein 13. Gene Ontology annotation, biological process: ubiquitin-dependent protein catabolic process; protein ubiquitination; positive regulation of DNA-templated transcription. Lineage: Eukaryota; Metazoa; Chordata; Lepidosauria; Squamata; Varanidae. The record is from RefSeq and is a predicted model, not a curated record. The coding region runs from base 545 to 1813 and encodes 422 amino acids. Gene Ontology annotation, molecular function: ubiquitin protein ligase activity. Gene Ontology annotation, cellular component: cytoplasm; nucleoplasm. The transcript has 10 exons.
AUGUUUAUAUGCCCAGAGAAUGGAAAACAAAUAGCAUGAGUGUGAACUCUUAAUACAGAAAGGCAAAUAUGACUGGAUAUUGUAACUGAAACUUGGUGGGAUGACUGUCAUGGCUGGAAUUCAGCAAUUGAAGGAUGUAACUUGUUCAAGAAGAACAAAGGGGACAGAAUGCAAAGUGGAGCUACACUAUAUGUUGAAGAUACAUAUCCAUGCAAAGAUAUACAGGAAGAUGAGUUUAAUAGCUGCAUUGGGAGCAUCUGGAUUAAAAUAAAUGGAGCAAAGAAUAAAAGGAACAUGGUGGUCAAAAUCUACUCUGGAGCAAAUUAUAAAGCUGCCAGACAACAAGUACUUUGAAAACAAUCCAGUAAUUACUGCACUGAUUUGUCAAAAACAAAUAAAUCCUGCCAGACUAAUCUCAUAUUUUGGUUGAGUAGUCUGCCUUGCAGACUGUGGGAAUGCUGUGGACAUAAUAUACCUUGACUUCCCCAAAGCUUUUGAUAAAGUGCUCCAUGAUAUCCUGAUUAGCAAACCAAAAGUGUACUAGAUGAAACAACUAUCAGGUAUAUCAACAGUUGGCUACAGAAUCAGACUGAAAGAGUGUUUAUCAGUGCUGCCUUCUCAAACUAAAAAGAGGAACUUAAUUAAAAUGCUGCUAUCAAUAGGAAUGUUAAUGCUUUCUGCCACUCAGAUUUACACCAUUCUCACAGUUCAGCUGUUUGCUUUCUUAAAUCUGUUGCCUGUGGAAGCAGACAUCUUAGCAUUUAAUUUUGAAAAUGCAACACAAACCUUUGAUGACCUGCCAGCAAGAUUUGGCUACAGACUGCCAGCAGAAGGCUUGAAGGGUUUUCUGAUAAAUUCAAAACCUGAGAAUGCAUGUGAACCGAUAACCCCUCCACCAUUGAGGGACAAUUCCUCCCAUGAAUUCAUUGUAUUAAUCAGAAGACUUGAUUGCAACUUUGAUGUAAAGGUUUUGAAUGCACAAAGAGCUGGCUAUAAGGCAGCCAUAGUUCACAAUGUUGAUUCUGAUGAGCUCAUUAGCAUGGGAUCUCAAGACAGUAAGUACAGGUAUUUUGGUAUUUUAAAGAAGAUUGAUAUUCCAUCUGUCUUUAUUGGUGAAUCUUCCGCUAAGUCUCUUAAAGAAGAAUUCACCUACGAGAAAGGAGGCCAUAUUUUGUUAAUCCCAGAAUUCAACCUUCCUUUGGAGUACUAUCUAAUCCCAUUCCUAAUUAUUGUGGGAAUCUGCCUUAUCCUUAUAGUUAUUUUUAUGAUCACAAAAUUUGUCCAGGACAGGCACAGAGCAAGAAGGAAUAGGCUUCAGAAAGAUCAGCUUAAGAAGCUUCCAGUACAUAAGUUCAAGAAAGGAGAUGAGUAUGAUGUUUGUGCCAUUUGUCUGGAUGAAUAUGAGGAUGGAGACAAACUCAGAAUCCUCCCUUGUUCUCAUGCAUACCACUGCAAAUGUGUGGAUCCUUGGCUGACUAAGACCAAGAAAACAUGCCCUGUCUGUAAACAGAAAGUGGUUCCUUCCCAGGAAGAUUCAGAUUCUGAAACAGACAGUAGUCAGGAAGAAAAUGAAGUCUCCGAGAACACACCAUUGCUUCGACCUCUUGCUUCAGUUAGCACCCAAUCCUUUGGGGCAUUGUCAGAGUCUUACUCUCAUCCAAACAUGACAGAAUCUUCAGAUUAUGAGGAUGAAGAUGAUGACAAUGAAGAAAUUGACAGUAGUGAUGCAGAUAAUGAAAUGACUGAAGAGUGUGUAGUAGUCCAACUACAACCCAAUGAAGAACAGGAUUACAGAGUGGCAAAUACAGUCUGAAACAAGUGGUAUUAUAUGAACUGCUUUGGCCAGAGAGCUCUACUCUUAUGUACAUGUACAUAGGGGAAGCACAUUGUGACCCUCCUGAUGCUUCGUUAGAAGCAGCUGUUCAUAAUAGUGUUCUAUAUGUUCUAUAUUGUUUAAUCUCAUUACAAGUUUCUUUUUGGUUGUUUGUAUUUGUCUUUUGAAGACAGGCAUUUUAACUGGACUUCAGAAUUAUAACACCCCCCAUCACUAGAGAUAAUGCACAUAGAAACAGAGAUGCUACUUCAGCAUCUUGGUAAAAGGAAGUCUUGCCAAGAAAGUAAACAUUUUUCCUGGUUACAGGUAGAGCAUAGGUUAUAUAGAGAUGGUUAUUUAUUUACACAUAUGGUAGUACUACCCUACAAAGCCGGCCAAAAAGUAUAUAGGUGUGUAUCUGUGAGGGGUUUCCUAGAACAGCCAGCACCAUUGAAAAAACAAGGUAGACCUGUUUAGUAUUCAUCAACCAAGAGCAUUACCAGCAGUGGAGGGGAACAUGAGCUUUGAGUGCUUUAGCAAAGCUAUUUGGCUGCCUUUUCUAUUAUCCUACUGUGCUUACAUGAGCAGGUAAAGUGGUGAAGAAAGUUUCACUUCACUUUGGCUUAAACAGCUCUUGAUGAAAAUGUUAGGAGAAUGUAUUCAUUGGCACACCUUGCUCACAGCUGUUCAGUUCAUUUCUUUAAGACAGGUAUGGGGACCAAUGCAGAAAAGCAAAAUCAAGCCAUGUCACAUAGAAGAGCACUGACUAUUGUGUGUGCUAUUGAUUCACAAAUGAGCUAUACCUCUUACUACAGAGCAUUUGAAGAUGCAUUAGUCUGCUAAAACUAUGCACAUAGAGAAAUCAAACUAAGUAUUGGAUUUGAAAAUUAAUGCUUAUAAAUAUCUAUUUACAGUAUAUCAUGAAAAAGCUAAAUUAUGUAAAAUUGUAACUAUAUAGAAAUUAGCCACAGUUCUGUAUAACUAAACUGCAGGUUUUGUUUUUUUAAUAUGGCCUUGUCCAGGGAAGUUAGAACGGAGGAUAAUAAAUAUGGUUUUCCACUUUAA